Marchantia polymorpha subsp. ruderalis is the source of this 3379-nucleotide messenger RNA. The record is from the annotation of a GenBank genome assembly. NCBI's taxonomy places the organism in Eukaryota, Viridiplantae, Streptophyta, Marchantiopsida, Marchantiales, Marchantiaceae.
GCUUCAGGAUGCUGUUGAUUCUGGUGCUAUUUUGCUUCCCGCUCGGUGCUUGCGCCGUUCGUCAAGAGGACACCACCUUCAGAGAAAUAAGCAGAAUCGAGUCUCUUGAUGAGACUCUCCAGGAUCCAGAUUUCAAUGCACUUGCAGGAUCGGCCGGGAAAGAGCACGGCAGCAUCAACAUCGAGAAUGGGCUCCCUCCGGCGGCCUCCGUUGAAGCGCAUAUGGGCCAGCAACAAGCACACGGCGGUCCCAGCAGCCAGCGAGAGCUGCAGCAGUUUAGACUUCAGGACGAAGCCGUCGACACUUCGUUAACGACUCGUCAUGAGCCUCACCAUGGUUCUCUGGUGGAAUCUACACACUCUCGAAGAAUAUCUCGGACUUUGCUCCAAGACAGCUUCGGGGAGGCCGAUGCGCUCCUGCAAUUCAAGGCCGAAAUCGAAAACUACACGGACAACGCUUUGGUUGGAUGGACAACUGGGAAUCGCUCCACCUACUGCUCGUGGACGAGGGUCAUCUGCAACGAUGAGCUGCACGUGAUCUCCCUCAAUUUCUCCGGGCUGAAGAUGAUCGGUAGAUUGGGUCCUUCGUUGGGCAAGCUCGAAUACCUCGAGGACCUCGAUCUGAGCCAUAAUUUCCUGUUCAGCGAGCUUCCCGUGGAAUGGGGCCGGCUGCAGAGGCUGCAGACCUUGAACGUCCACGACAACUUUCUCUAUGGGUCCAUUCCGGAGGAGCUGGGUCUGCUCUCUGAUCUCGAGGUUCUGGACCUGGGGUCGAACAAGAUGAUAGGCCCCAUUCCCAAGUCCAUCGCCAAUUGCACGAAGCUGCGGUACUUGGAUUUCAGCCGCAACAUUCUGAUGGGUCCCAUUCCGAGAGAGUACGGCCAGCUCGUCAAUCUGGAGUAUCUGAAAUUCCUUACGAACUCUUUAACAGGCUCCAUCCCAUCGGAGCUCGGUAACCUGACGAAGAUCAAGUCGCUGGACUUGGGAAUGAAUGCCCUGGAAGGAGAGUUCCCCGUGGAGCUGGCGUCGCUGUCGGAGCUAAAUUGCCUGAACUUGGGGACCAACUUCCUGAAUGGGAGUUUUCUGACAGUGGAAUCCACUUCAUGGAGUCAGCUCGAAAGACUCUUCAUCGACGGGAACAACUUCAGUGGCGGCUUCCCCAGAGCUGUGACAGCCAUGACGGCGCUGAGGAGGUUCUACAUGUUCAACAACGAGUUCACCGGCGGCCUGCCCGAGAACCUGGGGCAGCUGGCCAACUUCCGAGAGUUCAGCUUCCGCAGCAACCAGCUGGACGGGGAAUUGCCCGACAGCCUCAACAACUGCACGCAGCUCACUAUGCUGGACGCAGCGAGCAACAGGCUCACGGGCACGUUGGACCCGCUGAGAAACCUGUCGCUGCUCUCGGAUAUGAACCUCGGCAGUAGCUACAGGUCGAAGAGCAUCACGUAUGAGAACCUCCGAGGUCACAUAUCGGAUCUCUUCUUCAAUUCCUUCACCGGCACCCUCACUGACGACGUCAUCCUCCAGUGGCCGCUGCUGCAGCACCUGUAUCUCGACACCAAUGCCUUCACCGGCCUCAUCCCCAAAGCGCUGGGCAAUCUGUCCCACCUCAAGGACUUGCUCCUGAACGACAACGACUUUCGAGGCCCCAUUCCCGCCGAGCUCGGCAAGCUGUCGAACUUGACGAUCCUCUUCCUGCAGAACAACGAGCUGUCGGGGCCCAUACCCACGAGCUUGGCCGACCUGAAGAGCAUCCAACAGAUCAAUCUGAGCAACAAUUCUCUGACAGGAGGGAUUCCCCCGGAGUUCGGAGGUCUGGUGAGUUUGACAUAUUUGCGCCUGCAUGUCAACGCGCUGACGGGCGGAAUCCCGCCAGAGCUGGGGCAACUGCAGAAUAUGGUGUAUCUCAUCCUCAACAGCAACAACCUCAAGGGAACCAUUCCCGCGUCUUUGGCGAACUGCAGCUCACUGAUAAACAUCAGGCUGAGCAACAACGAGCUCACGGGCACAGUGACUCAGAUUGACUUCUUGCAGCUGCGAUCCCUCGAGAGCUUCUCUGUCAACGGGAACCAGCUGGUCGGAGGGUUUCCUGUGAGCGUGUACAGCUGCACGUCUCUGAAGCUCCUGGACCUGAGCAGCAAUGGAUUCUCAGGGGAGCUCCCCGACAACUACGAGUACUCUCAGCCAGUGUUGCGCGAUUUGCGAGUUUUGGGUCUAUCAUCCAACAAAUUCGGCGGCAGCGUGCCCGGCUGGAUCUGGAAGCUUCCGGAGCUGCAAGUGCUCGACUUGUCGCAUAACUUGUUCACGGGAGUGUGGCCGACCAAUCUCUCGGGCUUGGAAGGCUUUAGUCGCCUGGAAGCGUCACCAGACGACGCCUGGAUAAGCAGCAGUGUCAACAAUAAUGACAACCCCACGCAGGUCGAGGGGGCGGGGAGGAAAUUGUUUGAUGAAAUCUCCAUUGAUGCCAAAGGUUCGCGACUCGUGUACGAGUACGUCCUCACGACUCUGAUCUCCAUCGACCUGUCAUACAACCUUCUCUCCGGGAGGCUCCCGUACGCGCUUGGAGCGCUGCGUGGGUUGACGUACUUGAAUCUGGCGCACAAUAAUUUCUCGGGCGAAAUUCCUCAGGUGUUCGGAGAUCUGCUGGGUCUGGAGUCGCUGGAUUUGUCGGCCAACUAUCACACGGGGAAGAUUCCUGCGAUGCUGACCACCAUAUCCAGCUUGGGCUAUCUGAACCUCUCCUACAACUUCCUCGAGGGCGAGAUCCCCACGGCGAAUGCUUUCUCCACGAGGUACGACAUUUCGUCCUUCAAGCCCGGGAACGAUCAGCUCUGCGGGGCCCCGCUCGAGACCACUUGUGUGGUGCAAAACAGCAACGCAAGCGUAAGCUCGGCCACACUCGGGGCUCCGUGGUCCGAGCUCCAGGAUGGUACAUUUUGGCGGGCCUUCGAGAUCGGAACGGCGAUCGGGGUCGUGAUUGUGUUGGGAACGCUGAGCACAAUCCCCUUCACACGACGCUGGCUGCUGCAUCCGCAGAAUUCCGCUCGCCGUUUCAAAGAAGGUAGAUACGGAGUGUUCAACGAACCGACAUAGACCGAAUCGUUCAGGAGCUGACUGCUGCGCACGUGACUGCUGGCUUUGCACCCAGCUGGACCCCGUGGUCCAGCCGGGGCUUACGAGAGUCCGCCAUACACAUGUGCUACUGCUGCUGGGCCUCUAGAUAGCACAGCCUUGUCUGCACGGAGUUGUUCCAAUUGGACUGUGUAAAGUAGAGCCCUCGGAAGGCCAGAUUCCACGACGAUUCAUGAUUGCAGGAUUUUAUACUCCACUCGGAAGAUUUUGUCUCCACGUUGCAGAAGAGUCAAUGUAAUAUACAGGCU